This is a messenger RNA of Gongylonema pulchrum, 243 nucleotides long. The record is from the annotation of a GenBank genome assembly. NCBI's taxonomy places the organism in Eukaryota, Metazoa, Nematoda, Chromadorea, Rhabditida, Gongylonematidae.
AGGGGACGUGAUGCGCUCGAUGUGAUGCUUUUCAAUCAGUAUGGUAAUUAUGUUGUGCAAACACUGAUCAAUGUGUCGAUGGAUGUACUUGCGGAUCGAAGACCUGGCCAACAAUCAUGGUUCACGCAUGUCGUGGAUCAUGUUGUGAAACAUGCAUCGGAUUUGAGAAAGUACACGUUCGGUAAAAAAAUUCUCCAGAAACUGAGCGAGUGUGGUGUUGAAUUUGAAAUACCGCUUUUCUAA